Molecule: messenger RNA, 1737 nt
Organism: Leishmania major strain Friedlin
Lineage: Eukaryota; Euglenozoa; Kinetoplastea; Trypanosomatida; Trypanosomatidae
Exons: 1
Coding region: 1-1737 (578 amino acids)
Source: RefSeq, a predicted model, not a curated record
AUGCUGUCGCUUCUCAUCGAUCAAUGUGGCGCCGACGCGUCGGACCUCCCGCAGCUGGUGCGACUGAAUGAACUGAUUCGCGCGGAGGAAGAAGGGACUGGCGGUGGUUCCAUAGUGGCGCACACCCUAGUCGCGACUCAGGCACCCCCCUCUCCACCUCUGGCCGCUCCGACCGUCGCACCCGCCGAAGGCACCCACGUUGAGAGGCAAGCAGCGGAGUUCGCCACCCCGUUCGUGUCGACACCCGCCAAGGACAACACCGCGCUCGGUUUUCUGCUACUCCACUGCGCCCUCCCGGAAGAGCAGGCGCAGUGCACGGCGCUACAGCGGCUACAAGGAUUGCUGCUCGAGGAGACGCACGAGGGAGGCGCUGACGAGUCCGCCGAUGGGAACUUCUCCCCGUUCAGGGCCAAGCCACCAACACUGGCUCCCGCACCUACUGCCGCCGCUGUUGUGGCUAACGCAAUCAAGCCACCACACAAACAUGAUCAUCCAGCGUUCUCAGACGUCGGUGCUAUGCAUCAGAACUGGAUAGGUGCCACCACCGCCGUACCUUCGCCCGCACUGCCGGGGACAGCGCCUCCGCCUCGGCCCCGGCUGAGCAUCCCGGUGCCAAUAUUGCCAGGUGCCGGCGAGUGGAAGGGGACCACUUACUUCCGUGCGGAGGAGGCGGCGUCGCCCCAACCAUCGGCCCAGCCCGUGCCGCGGCACGCGGUGUCUGCUGCUUCCGCCGCCGAUAUUUCUGCUGCGGGGGUUGACGGGAAUGCGAUGAGUGACGAGACCGAUGCAUUGCGGGCCAGCUCGCCCCUGCAGCCCUCGGAAAGCAAGGAGCUACCACCGAGCGACGACGACAAGCAGGCCGAAAACAAGCAGGCGCCAGUCACUGUUUUGCUUCCUUCCCACGCUGCCCUCACCAAAGAGACAUGUGCUGCACAGACAGCCCACGAGACGCCUGCUGCAGGUGAAGGCAGACGUGCCGAGUUGAAGGCUGCCACCCCCCUGCGGCCGCGCCAUACUCCGCACACUUCCUCCUAUGCUGGUCGCAUGCCGUGCCCGGUCAGCGAGGCGCUCGCCGCGCGCAACAGCGCAACCGCUCGGUUGCUCGCAGGUAGUGGAGCGACCCGUGCGGCAUCUGAAACGCCGCCGGUGUCACGCCCCAUGUCUGAGUUUGCUAAGCGCUUCGUGAUGAGGCUCUACGAAAGGCCCUGCACACCGUGCGUUGAGGCAACGUCGUCGCCCAUACCCCGGCAGCACCAGCACCACACGCAGCAUCCACCUCAGAUGCUCGCCGCCGGGAGCGGCGUGGAUGCCGCCCGUGGCCGUCGUGCCUCGUCGGAGAGGUCACUUCUUCGAGCGCCCUUGGCGGAAAUGUGGCAGUCAAGGCAGGCAGUCGACGCUUGUCACGUCCUGCCGGCACAGGAACGAGCGUCUCUGCUUGCACAGAAAGUGGUGACGCGGCCGAUGCUCCGUACACCCACGCCGCUUCAGCAUGACCACCAGCAUAGAGGCACUGGCUCGGAGCCGCUGCGCCCUCAUUGCACUGUCCCACACCGCCCGGCUGCCGGGUCGCCUGCGUUACUGCCUAGUGCCCGCCCUUUUCACCGACACUCCUCCUUUCCACACAGCGCUGGGGGCAGCAGCGGCACAGCUGCUGUUGAGCCUCUCUCAGACCUGAUGGUAGUUGGCGUACGCAUCCGUCUGCCCGCUGUGGGUCCUAAACGCCCGCGCCACGCCUGA